This is a messenger RNA of Thlaspi arvense, 513 nucleotides long. The record is from the annotation of a GenBank genome assembly. Lineage: Eukaryota; Viridiplantae; Streptophyta; Magnoliopsida; Brassicales; Brassicaceae.
AUGGCUUCGCUUUCUUUACUCGGCGGUGGUAGUGCCCUUCAGGCGCGUUGCGCAAGAUAUGCGCAUGUUAGUCCACGCGCGGCGCAUCCUAACAAACCCGCGCCUCCGUCGCUCUCUCUAUCCGGCGCGUCUCGGAGGAAUCUGCUGUUUUCCUUGACGGCAGCGACGGUGGUGACAGGCUUGCAGCCUGCAUCAAUGGCCGAGAAUAUUCCGCUGUUCGGGAUAAGAAAGAAGCUGAGAAAAGCGGAAGAAGAAGCGGUGGAGAUCGUGAAGGAAGGCUUCGAGACGGCGGAGAAAGGCGUGGCUGCGGCGGAGAAAGGAUUAGAGGCGGCGGAGAGAGGAGUAGAGACGGCGGAGAAAGGAUUAGAGGCGGCGGAGAGAGAAGUCGUGACGGCGGUUAGUUAUAACGGAAUAACACAGGCCGGAGGAGUCGUUGUGGCUGAGUUCGUCGGAGUUCUUGUCGCAACUUCCGUCGUCAACGGGAUUUUAGGACCCGAGGCUCAGAAAUCGUAG